AUGGUUGCGGUCGGGGAGUUGCUCGCUGCUGCCGCGCUGAAGACGUUUUUAGGCAAGCUGGGUAGCCUCGCCUUCAACGCCAUCUGGAACGAGAUUGCUUUGCAGCUGAAUUUCAGUAAAGAUUUUGAGAGCAUCAAGGACAAGCUGUCCUUUAUCCAAUCUUUCCUCGAGGACGCGGAGAUGCAGUCGUCAAGCAAGAUGAGCGUCCGUCACACGCUUAAGAAGCUCAAGGCUGCGGCCUAUGACUUGGAGGAUAUGCUGGUUCUCUUCGAGUCCUGGACAACGGCCCACGAAGGCCAAGACCUCCGCAAAACUAAAAAGGGGUUAGUUGCAUGCUUUAAAAGGCUGAACAUGCCUCAUAAAAUUAAAACAAUGAGAGAAACGAUAGACGAGAUCUCAGAUCUUCAGAACAAGUUCAAUUUUAUACAAGGCCCUAGCACGGAUGAUGAAGUCAAAUUGGAAACCACCAGCCUGUUCGGAUCUGAGAAAACCGUUGGGAGGAUCAAUGAGAAAGAAAGCAUUAUCAGUUUGCUUUUAACAGAUGGAGAACCACCCAUCGUUCCUAUUUAUGGUAUUGGAGGAGUAGGUAAAACUACCCUUGCACGAUUGGUCUACAACGAUUAUAGGACCAAGUAUUUUUUUGAGGUUCAAGCAUGGGUCUAUGUGUCGGUAAAAUUUGAUUUGAUUUCCAUUGCUAAAUCUAUUAUCUCCCAGUCCCAGCUGGAUAACCCAAGUGGCUCUAACAAUGAUGGUUCUGAUUUACAGUCUGUCCUAAAUAAUCUGAGCGCUAUUAUCAACAAUAAGCGGUUACUUCUUGUUCUGGAUGACCUUUGGGAAGAAGACCAAUUUAAGCUGGAAGACAUAAACAAACUGUUGCUUGGUAGCCAAAAAGGCAGCAAGAUUUUAGUAACUACACGUAAUGAAAAAAUUGCUAGGCAUUUGAAUAGAAGUUCGGCAACAAAUUUAGAUGUUCUGUCCAAUAAUGACUGUUGGGAGCUGUUCCGAGCAAAAGCACGUCCACAUGGAUCGGUGGAUGAAGAUAUGGAAAAUAUAGGAAGAGCCAUAGUUGAGAAAUGCAAAGGAAUACCACUAGCAGUAAAAUCUCUAGGAUUCAUUUGCUCGAACAAAGAUCUUGAUUGGAAAGCUAUACGGGAUAGUGAUAUCUGGGCAGAAGAUAAGACAGUGCUACCAUCACUGAAGCUUAGUUAUCAAUACAUGUCUUAUCAGCUCAAGCUCUGUUUUGCAUAUUGCGCUGUUUUUUCCAAAGGCAGCCAUAUAGAGAAGAGCAGCUUGAUUCAGCAGUGGAUUGCACUUGGAUUUGUUCAGCACACUGCAGGCCAAUCGUCCACAGCGCAACAAGAUGGAAAAAAAUACUUUGAGGAGCUUCUUGAGAUGUCAUUUCUUCAGGAUGUAGCUGGAAUGUCUCCAACUCAACAUAGAUUGCAUGGAGCAGUAGAUUAA
Miscanthus lutarioriparius is the source of this 1461-nucleotide messenger RNA. Lineage: Eukaryota; Viridiplantae; Streptophyta; Magnoliopsida; Poales; Poaceae. The record is from the annotation of a GenBank genome assembly.